CCUGCCAGUAGGUCCCUCCCUCCCUCCGUCUCUGCGCAUAAGUAUACGCAGCCUGCUAUCCCAGGCAUGGAUGUCGGUUGCAGCGAGUCAUGGCGGUGCGACAUUAUACUCUCGAUUUCAGCCUCUCUACACCAGUUGACACGGCCUCGGUAGUUCCAGGUCUACUGUGCAUAUUUCAUGAGCAGGAGCUGACAGAGACGAUCCAUGAUACAAAUGGACAUGGGUAUCUGGCUACAUUUGUUGGCAAAAACGGGCGGCUUGUCAUUCUGCGUGUGCACUCCCAUGGGUUGGUCACCAUUGAUCUGCAGUGUCACGAAGACGAUAACAUUGCACAAUUAGACAAUCUUUUAAAUGCACUGGAAAAGAAGCUAAAAGCUCUGCUAAAUGGCAGUAUUACAAGGAUUAAAAGGCUUCCAGCGUUGGUGCGAGGAGCAAAAGUUGACCGAUACUGGCCCACUGCUGAUGGCAGACUGGUGGAAUAUGACAUCGAUGAAGUGGUUUAUGAAGAAGAUUCUGCUUACCAAAACAUUAAGAUAUUACACUCACGGCAGUAUGGAAAUAUCCUAGUGCUCGAUGGAGAUGUCAACCUUGCAGAAAGUGAUUUAGCCUACACAAAAGCCAUCACAGGGAAUGGAAGAGAGAGCUAUGCUGGAAAGGAGGUGCUGAUAUUAGGAGGGGGUGAUGGAGGCAUCCUUGCUGAGUUGGUCAAACAAAAGCCAAAGAUGAUCACCAUGGUGGAGAUCGACCAGAAGGUGAUUGAUGGGUGCAAGAUGCACAUGAGAAGGACUUGUGGCAAUACCUUGGACAACCUGAGGGGUGAUUGUUACCAAAUUCUAAUUGAGGACUGUGUCCCUUUGCUGAAGAAGUAUGUCCAGGAAGGAAGAACAUUUGAUUAUGUAAUAAAUGACCUCACUGCAAUCCCUAUAUCCACUGCACCCGAAGAAGACUCUACUUGGGAGUUUCUGCGUCUCAUCUUGGACCUGUCGAUGCGCGUCCUGCACCCCAAGGGGAAAUACUUCACACAGGGUAACAGUGUGAAUCUGAAAGAGGCACUGAGUCUAUAUGAAGAGCAGCUGGGGAAGCUUUCAUGUCCGAUAGACUUCCGAAAAGAGGUGGUGUGUGUGCCCUCCUAUUUGGAGCAAUGGGUUUUUUACACCGCAUGGAAGAAGUGACAACCUCCUUUUUAUUCCUGCUAUAAUUCCCAGCAGCUGGAAUGUGAAUGUGUGAAUGCUUCUUUGUUUUUUCCCGUAGCCUUGAAGGUGUGGUCAGACUGAACGUCAUGGUAAAAGAAAAGGACACAAAAAGUUAAAAUGUUAAUUGUUACUGAGCCUUGCUACUUUUACAAUCAACUUGCAUAUAAAAAGUAUAUAAUUUUUUUAACUGGCACAUGCUGUGAGACUGUUACCUGAGUGAUGAGCUGUGAGCAGAUCUGACUUCCAUGUUCUUCCUAAGGGUUAAAAUGCUGAAUAUUCAGAUUUAUAGAAUGUAAUAUAUUCUUUCAAAUGAAAGGUGUAAUGCAGUGUAAACUUUAAUUUACUGUUUUCUAAACCUGAAGGAAUGUUUGAUUUUAAAGCCUCAACUUAGUGCAUCCUCGGUUCCUCACGUUGGACCAUCGUGGUGAUGUAACUCCCAAGAGGAAUCUAUAGAUCCCAGUGUUCAGUGCAGCAAAUAUCUGCAUCUACUUCUGUUUGUUUUGGUAAAACACUCCAACCUAUUUUGAGCCGCUUAAUGUGGGGUUAAAAAAGAAAAAGGUUCAUUUAAGUUCAGUCUGAUCUCACCUCAAGGUACACAUGAAUAUUUUUAUCUUCAUUUAAUCCUCUAGAUUUUAAUUGUUUAUCAAUGUUCGCUGAAACAUUUUGGGUUGGACUUUUUCUAUGUUCUUAGAUUUACUUUUUUUUGCAUGGAUUCUGAAGAAACCUUUCCAUUUAAACACUGUCCUGAUACACUGACGUGGUAAUUUAACCCACCAUACACGUGUGAUCUAUUAUCUUAGACCUUGAGUUGUGAACCUGUUGUGAGUUGCUAUUAAGCUUUAUUUUGCUUGUUUUUGCCACUGAAAUGUGAUGCAAUUCUGCCUGUAUCAAGGCAGUGCGUUUCAUCCCCUUUAAGUCUUAAUUGUUGUAUUCUGGGUGUGUUUUAUUUUUUUUUUAAAGGGAACGAUUCCUCAUUGCUGCCAUCUUUGUGCUUGUGCUGUUUUUUAUGUUAUGUUUUAUUAGCACCUUUGAGGUCUCCUGAUACAAUAAUUAUACUAGGUGCAUGCUGAGGACGAUGAAUGUAGCAUAUAUAUAUUAUAUAAGUACAGCACAUUAGAUGGACCCUGUGGGUGUUUUUAUUUAUUCAUUAUAGACUCACCAAAUGCUGUUAUGUUCAUUUGUUUGACCAUCUACGAUUAAAGAGUUUUUGGGGAAAA
This is a messenger RNA of Cyprinodon tularosa, 2410 nucleotides long. RefSeq names its product spermine synthase (gene sms). Gene Ontology annotation, molecular function: spermine synthase activity. Bases 90 to 1172 code for a protein of 360 amino acids. Gene Ontology annotation, biological process: spermine biosynthetic process. NCBI's taxonomy places the organism in Eukaryota, Metazoa, Chordata, Actinopteri, Cyprinodontiformes, Cyprinodontidae. The record is from RefSeq and is a predicted model, not a curated record. The transcript has 11 exons.